Xenia sp. Carnegie-2017 is the source of this 1778-nucleotide messenger RNA. Its product is annotated as flotillin-2-like. The record is from RefSeq and is a predicted model, not a curated record. The transcript has 10 exons. Gene Ontology annotation, cellular component: plasma membrane. Bases 144 to 1433 code for a protein of 429 amino acids. Lineage: Eukaryota; Metazoa; Cnidaria; Anthozoa; Malacalcyonacea; Xeniidae. Gene Ontology annotation, biological process: protein localization to plasma membrane; regulation of myoblast differentiation.
GCCUGCAUACGGGUUGUCUCCAGCUGUUAUUUGAAAGGCCCACUUGAUGUUGAUAAUAAAUACUGAACGCAAGUUCUGUCUUUUCUAAUAUUAUAUUAAUAUCUUACUUUCACAUUAAACUUUUUUGAAUCGAGUACAAGGAAAUGGGGAAUUGCCAUACUGUUGGACCUAACGAAGUCUUGGUAAUUUCAGGUGGAUGCUGCCAGGGAGGUGAAACAAAACCAAAGCUUAUUGUUGGAGGUUGGGGAUGGGCAUGGGCCUGUGUCAGUGAUGUUCAACGGCUGACAUUGGAAGUGAUGACUUUGAAUCCAACUUGUGAAUCUGUUGAAACUGCCGAGGGUGUGGCUGUCACUGUGACAGGUGUUGCUCAGAUCAAAGUUAUGCAAGGACAGUUCUUGAAAACAGCAUGUGAACAAUUUCUUGGAAAGACUACUAGAGAAAUUGAAGAUGUAAUUUUACAGACUUUAGAAGGACAUCUUCGAGCUAUUCUUGGAACUUUGACGGUUGAAGAAAUCUAUAAAGAUCGAGACAGCUUUGCAAAGCUUGUUCGAGAAGUAGCAUCUCCAGAUGUUGGCAAGAUGGGAAUUGAAAUUCUGAGUUUUACAAUCAAGGAUAUUGUUGAUAAAGUACAGUAUUUAGAUUCAUUGGGAAAAACUCAAACAGCUAAAGUUAAACGUGAUGCUGAUAUUGGUGUUGCUGAGGCUAACAGAGAUGCAGGAAUUAGGGAAGCAGAAUGUACCAAAGAAAUGAUGGAAGUCAAAUAUUCAACUCAAGCUAAAAUUGCUGAUGCUUCAAGGGAAUAUCUAAUGAACAAAGCAGCAUUUGACCAAGAAGUUAACACAAAAAAUGCUGAAGCUGAACUGGCUUACGAGCUUCAGGCCAACAAAGAGAAACAGAAGAUUCGCGAAGAAGAAAUUCAAAUUCAAGUUGUUGAACGUAGAAAGCAAAUUUCUGUAGAAGAAAAAGAAAUUGAAAGGAAAGAGAAAGAACUAACAGCAACUGUAAAAAGACCAGCCGAAGCUGAAAGCUACAAAGUGCAGACCUUGGCACAAGGACAAAGGACAAAAACUGUCGCUGCUGCACAAGCAGAUGCUGAAAAGAUUAAGAUGAUUGGUGGGGCUGAAGCUGCUUCAAUUGAAGCAAUCGGUAAAGCUGAAGCAGAAAGAAUGAGACAAAAAGCCGCAGCUUACAAACAGUAUGGUGAUGCUGCCAUGAUGUCUUUGAUAUUGGAAUCUCUUCCAAAAAUUGCAGCCGAAGUAGCUGCACCUUUAUCGAAGACGGAACAAAUUGUUAUGAUCAAUGAUGGUGGAAGUAGCAGUGUUUCCAGUGAAGUUACAAAACUGGUUGGUCAACUCCCCCCUGCUGUACAAGCCUUAACUGGUGUGGAUCUUUCAAAGGUUCUUGGUAAAGUGCCAGGUGCACAAGUUCAAUGACGUCAUAAAAUGUUUAAAUGCUUAUGAAUACUCAUUUCAUCAUCUAACAAAAUAAAUUAUGCGCAAAUAAUUUAGCCACUUUAUUAUUCCAAUGGCGCAUUCACAAUUUUUUUGAAUAAUCAUGAUUUAUAUCGUAAUUUUAUCAUGCUUUAAAAAAAAAGGAUGCAGAUUGACAAGUUAGUCUGAACUGCUUUUUCAUUGAACUUAUUUAAAAUAUAUCAUAAAACUUUAAUAUUAUCAUCAAGAACAUAUAUGACGUAAUUACAAGGUAGCAACUAUAUUCCAUAAUUUUUUUUCAAUGGUGUGAAUAUAUCAUUUCAAAGCAAUAUACAACCUCGCCAUGUA